This is a messenger RNA of Chelmon rostratus (copperband butterflyfish), 3405 nucleotides long. It is a transcript of the gene castor2, whose product is annotated as cytosolic arginine sensor for mTORC1 subunit 2. Lineage: Eukaryota; Metazoa; Chordata; Actinopteri; Chaetodontiformes; Chaetodontidae. The transcript has 9 exons. The coding region runs from base 74 to 1054 and encodes 326 amino acids. Gene Ontology annotation, cellular component: cytosol. Gene Ontology annotation, biological process: cellular response to L-arginine; negative regulation of TORC1 signaling. The record is from RefSeq and is a predicted model, not a curated record.
UUAUGCAUCUUAUUUGAAAGUAUUUAGGUUUUUUUUACAUUUUAGUCGUUCCUCAAAUGAGAAGACGUAAAAGAUGGAGCUUCAUAUUUUAGAGCACAGCUUGAAAGUGGCGAGUAUAGAGAAAGAGGGGAUCCAGAUUUGCACUCACGGAUUAAUAAAACUCGCUUUCUUGGCCUCCAAAACAAGGUGCAAGUUUUUCAGCCUGACGGAGACUCCGGAGGACUACACCAUAAUCGUGGAUGAGGAGGGCUUCAAAGAGCUGCCCCAGUCAGAGCACAUCAGUGUCGCCGAUGCUACAUGGCUGGCCCUUAACGUGGUGUCAGGGGGCGGCAACGCCUCCAACUCGCAGCCAAUCGGAGUCACCAAAAUCGCUAAAUCGGUCAUUGCGCCGCUGGCCGACCACAACAUCUCUGUUUUCAUGCUGUCGACGUAUCAGACAGACUUCAUUCUGGUUCGAGAGCGAGACCUGCCGAUGGUCAUGCACACGCUGUCUUCCGAGUUCACUUUGCUUCGGGUCGUCAACGGAGAGACCGUUGCUGCUCACAAUCUGGGAGUCACCAACGGUUUUGUGAAGCCAAAGCUCGUGCCCCGUCCCAUCAUUCACCCCUUAUCUAGCCCCAGCAACAUGUUCUGUGUGACCAGCCUGGACCCAGACACACUGCCCUCUGUAGCCACCCUGCUCAUGGACGUCAUGUUUUACUCUGGAGGGCCGAAGGAGCCCGGAGCAUCCGGCGAGGACUCCAGCCACAUCCGCUUCUUCUCCUUCUCCCUGAUCGAGGGCUACAUCUCUCUGGUCAUGGACGAACAGACAACUCAAAGGUUUCCAAACAACGUCCUGUUCACCAGCGCUUCUGGUGAGCUGUGGAAAAUGGUUCGUAUCGGGGGACAACCUUUAGGAUUUGAUGAGUGCGGCAUCGUGGCUCAAAUAUCAGAACCGCUGGCGACGGCUGACAUUCCAGCUUACUACAUUAGUACCUUCAAGUUUGACCACGCCCUGAGGGUCAUGAAACCUCGUGUGUUCUCCAGGUUCCCGAAGAAAACAUCCAAAGCGUGAUCGGAGCUCUGCGGACCAAGAGCACGGCGCAGUGAAGGCAGGAAACGACGAAAACGACCGUUUUCAAAGUCAUUUCGUUCAAACGUUUAUCAUGUCCAAAAAGUGCCAAGAGCUUGUUAGCGGACUCCUGAGGAUCGGCUCUGACAGGAAGGGAUCUAACCACGAAGCGCGGGUGGCGGGCUGACGGCGUGUUCGGGAUGCCUUUGUUACUCGGUCAUUUUCCCUCCCCCACCCUCCUUCCUCUCUCGGCCUCCACUGCCCGCUCUGGUAGUUUUUCUUUAGUUUACCAGACUGAAUAUGUUUCUUUUCCUCUCUGAAGCUGCUUCUUCCCACUCCCUGACCCUCACGAGCACCAUACUGUAUUAGUUACAUAAUUCCUCUCGUGGAAGGAUGACGAAUGUACUCUCAAAAACGAAAGAAAUAUAUCUCAAGCUCUCCAUCUUUUUUCCUUUCGUUUCCCACAGGUCAUUUCUCAGUGCCAAGAUGUUUGAAUGCCUAAACCGAUGCCUUUGUCAAAAUACUGUUCAUGUGUGCAAUGGAAGGAGACAAUUUGUGAGCCGGCGGCGAGCGGCCGCCCGGCUGAGUAACGCGGUGUGUUUUCUGCUUUUGAUGGCUGUCGAGCGUGUUUUAAUCACAGCGAUGGUGUGACUGCUGGAGCCCCUCAGACCUGGAGGUUAAACUCACGGAUGAGGAAAUAGAUUCAUUCGCACUGUGAGCAGCAUGAGGGAUGGAGUUAGCGGGUUUUAAACAAAUCCUUUCUUUUUUUUAAUUGAUUCUUUGGCCUGCGGGCUCAGCUCAUGUGACAUUAAUCAAUGGCGUCAGAGUCACAUUUGAUUAGUUUAUGAAUCGAUCAUUUGAUCCAGAGAGAUGCGCGAUGCAGCUUCUCCAAAGCAAACGUUGGCUCAGUUUUAUUCUGUGAGUUCAGUAACUUUGGGGGGGUCAGACUAAAACAAGCAGCUUUAGCCUCCUGUAAAUUAUUUUAUAGAGACAUUCAAAGUUCCCAGAGGAUGAACCUUCAUCAUUUUUUUUAUCUAGCGCCACCAGCAGGUCAAAGUUCUCACUCAUCCAAUGAAAUAUCACAUCUACUGGAUGGAGGUUCACGGUUCUCAGGCGACGCGUCGUCACGAGUUUCUUUUUUAGUGAUUAUUAGCACAUUAGCAUGCUAACACUAGCAUACUGAACAGGGUAAACAUAACCUGCUAAACAUUCUUAUUGUUAACACUGUGAGUGUGAGCGUGUUAGCAACAAAUACCAGAACAAACACUUUUACAAUUAGAAAUAAAACGAUGAUUAAAGCUGCUGCCACAUAUAGAUUAAUAUAUAGAUACACCAGAGGUCAACCCUGACCCAUCACACAAAACACAAAGAAAACAACAUUACAACUAUAUUAUGAUGUUAAUAUAAUAGAAAUUAAUUGAUGGGAAAAUUAAGUAAAAUAAUCUUACAAUUCCUGUUGUUAUAAUGGCCACAAAAAGGGUCUAAAAUCCGUUUCUUCGUUCACGGCAGGACAUCGUUUUUAAAAAUCCGGUCGUAUCGUCAUUUAUAUGCAGAUUAAUUGUCAGUGACAUAUAACCUUUAGUUGCGGCCCUGCGUCAGAGCGAGUCAGAAAGGUCAACGAGUUGAGCUCGCUUAAUAGAAUAAUCAGACGAGAGGAUCGACCUCGUCUCUGUGCGUUAGCAGAGAGGCGAUUAGCUUAGCUUAGCAUAAAGACUGGAAACGGAGGAGAACAGCUAGCCGUGCCACCCACCAACACAUUUUAUCUGAUUUGUUUAAGGGGCUGCCAUCACUUGCUGCUCACAGUGUGAAACCGCUGAUGACGGAAACGUUCGCAUCUACAAUAGUAAUAAAUUACUGAGCCACUUUGACAAUGUACUAGAAUAAUGACUGAGUGCAAGCGUGCUAAACAUAAGCUAAGGUUCACACAGGGAUGGAACGGUUCCCUCCAGACCCUGGUGUCCAUUCUGGUCUUGAAGCUGCCCCUCCCCCGCCCCCGGUCUGCACUUUAAUGCAGGUUCCAGCCCCACAGGCCUGCUGUACUGAUGUGAAAACGGGGAGGGCUAUUUACUUUCCCGAGAUCCUGUCCAGAUGGGGAGAUUUCUGUUGGUCUUAAGCAUUUGGUGAUCAUGUUUCUUUCUUUCUUUUCUCUUUUUUUUUGUUUUUCCACGACACUUUGCACCUAACGGCGACCUUUCUUCUGAUCAGACGUGAUUAGUAGAAACUGUGUUCAUCAGUGUUAAAACAUGAGGAAGGCGACUUUUCUUCUGGUUCCAUUUCAAAGAAAACGUUAAAAGCUUUUCAUUUGGAGCUUCUUGUGUGGAAAAAAUAAACAGGCUUUUUUUUUUUUCUUUGGA